CUAUGAACCAAGGCAAUGGCUGAGUGCUCUGGUUCUGAAAUCCACCAGCCCUGGGUUCAAACCCUGCUUUGUUGCUCAUUUAGGGAUCUGAUCUUUGGGAGGGUGUGUCUUUCUCUUGGAGCCUUGGUGCCCUCAGCUAUAGGAGGAGGUGACUUAGAGCCUACCUCACAAGGUUGUCUGGCCCACAGGGAGGAGGUCCAAGAGAACUGCGUGCGGUGGCAGAAGAGGUUCACCUUUGUGUGUAAGAUGAGCGCCAAUCCGGCCACCGGCCUGCUGGACCCCUGCAUCUUCUGUGUGUCCGUGCGCAAGGAGCUGAAAGGCGGGAAGGCUUAUUCCAAGCUGGGCUUUGCCGACUUGAACCUAGCCGAGUUUGCAGGCUCGGGAUCCAUGGUGCGCUGCUGCCUGCUGGAGGGCUACGACACAAAGAACACCCGCCAGGACAACUCCAUCCUCAAGGUCACCAUUGGCAUGUUCCUGCUCUCUGGAGACCCCUGCUUCAAGACGCCACCGUCCACUGCCAAGUCCAUCUCCAUCCCAGGCCAGGAUUCCUCCUUGCAGCUGACAUGUAAGGGUGGUGGGACCAGCGGCAGUGGCGGCAGCAGCACCAGCUCCCUCACAGGGACCCGGCCCCCCAAGGCCCGGCCCACCAUCCUCAGCUCAGGGGUGCCAGAGGAGCCAGACCAGAACCUGUCCAGCCCUGAGGAGGUGUUCCACUCUGGCCACUCACGCAACUCCAGCUACGCCAGCCAGCAGUCCAAGAUCUCAGGCUACAGCACAGAGCACUCGCGCUCCUCCAGCCUCUCGGACUUGACACACCGCCGCAACACAUCCACUAGCAGCAGUGCCUCGGGUGGCCUCAACAUGACUGUGGAGGGCCCUGAGGUCAGUGAGCGGGAGUACCGGCCCCCCGAGAAACCACCACGGCCACCCCGGCCUCCGCAUCUCUCAGACCGCUCAUUUCGACGGAAAAAGGACUCGAUGGAGAGCCACCCAACCUGGGUGGAUGACACGCGGAUUGACGCGGACGACAUUGUGGAGAAGAUCAUGCAGAGCCAAGACUUUACGGACGGCAGCAACACCGAGGACAGCAACCUCCGGCUGUUUGUGAGCCGUGACUCCACCACACUGAGUGGCAUCCAGCUGGCCAACAGGGUCUCCUCUGGGGUCUAUGAGCCAGUUGUGAUCGAAAGCCAUUGAGGAGCUGGUAUCCAGGCUGGAGAAGGGCCCUGCCUUUGUGGGUGUCUAGACCUGCAUCAUUCCACGAGGGACCUUCCCCUUUGGAUCACCAUCUGCGCUGCAUCUCAUCUGUGCCUCCCAUGUGCACUCCAGCCCCACACCUGUCCCUAAAGUAUCAUUCCAUAGUCCUCCCAUCCAGGCCAGGGCCCUCCUGGCCCUUUCAGGUCCAGGCACCACUGUGAAUAUUUUCCUGUGAACCACUAGAGGGCAGGACAAGCAGGCCAUGCAGUAGGCAGGCAAGAAAGACAGCCAGGACUGCCCCUGCACAAGACUGACCUGGCCGUCUUGGCUGAGGACAUGCCAGCAGCUCCUUAACAUGUAGGGGCUGCUUGCAGCUGAGGGGGUUGUUGCUUUUCCCCUGUGUCCCCCACUCACUCCAGAGGCUCUGGUUUCAGGCCCCCUCCUCCGGCAGGGCCUUGCUCCAUUGCUCCGUUGGCCUUGGAGGGCAGCCCACCCCCAGAAUCCUGCCAGCAUGACCCCCUGACUGCUUAGUGCUUUAGCUGUCCUUCCCCUGUAUCCUGGGGGACCCACUGGUGGCCUCCCCCCAGGAGCCAAGACCUCAGGCCCCACCCAUGCUCCAGAUUGAGACCCCCCCUUUGCCCGCAAACGAAUGUUCUCCUGCCACCCUGGCAGCCUGCACUUUGCACAUGCUUGUCUCAGCACAGCCCCCACUGGCCCCUUGCCUCCCCUUCCCAAGGAUUCCUGAGCUCUGCCUGCUGUGUAGUUGGAGUCCCAGGGUCUAGCAGCCUGGCUGGAACCUGGCGCUUCCUCCCCACCCUCUAGUUAGCCCCGGCUUAGGUGUAACCUAUGCGGAGAAAGGUCUGAGCAUCGGUGUGAUUUUCCUUCUGCCCAGGGUAGGGUCCUGAGCAACUUCACUGUUUUUCCUGUAGAGGUGUCACAGAAGGUGCCUCCCAAGCUCUUGGAGAUUGGGGGCCUAGCUAAGCUAGACUUUAGCAAGGAAGGCCCUCAUUUCCUCCUCAGGGUCAGCUGGCCCAGGCUGGAGAGGCAGGUGGGGUGUGACUGGGCCGGCCCGGAGCUGGGCUCCUGGCUGGAAAAGUACCUCAGCCUUCUGAAAGCAUCCCCCAUUUCUGGGCAAGGAAGAGGUGGGGUCCUUUAGGGGGAUGUAUUUUUUUCCAGUGGGGAGCAGUCUGGCCCUGACCCCCCCUCACUAAAGCCUCUGCUCUCAGCACUUUUCCUUCCCUGGUCCUUAUUACUUGCUUGAAGGUGGGGUCUGAUUGCCAGCCAGUCCCUGGACAAACUCCAUGUGCCAUUCUUUUAAAUUUUAGUCAUUUUGUAUAAACCCAGCAGGCUGGUGUUUAGUUACAUCUUCAAGUCUUUCUUUUCUUUUCUUUUCUUUCUUUUUUUUUUUUUUUUUUGAGUUCACAGUUCAAUAUUUUCUCCUCCCCCAGGUGAGGGGAGAUGGUUCUGUUCUCUGCCCUCCCUGCUGGCUGGGUCCCAGCGGGGCUAGGGCUCUGGAUGGAGGAGCUGGGAUGCUGGAUCUCUCUGCCAAGUGGGGUGUAUCCUCCCCAGGCCAGGAGGGUUCCUUGCCCAGUUUUCUAUCUGCCCCAGCUGGUAAAAUUUGGGUUCCUUGGUCCUGGAACCUCACUGGCAUUGGGACCAGAGCAUUUCUAGUAGAUAUUUUGUGUUUUUGUUUUUGUUUUAAAUCACCUAACUUUAGAAGAAAAAAUGAAUGUUAGAAGGUGCCUGCCAAGGCAGGAUGGAGUGUUUGCUCUGGUUGGGGAAGGCUCUGAUGAGCUCCGAAGAUCCCUUCCUGCCCCACAAACAUCUGGCACUUUAGAAGGAAACUGGCAGCACUGUGUCCAAAUGGGGUGACUCCCAGAGGAUGGAGGUGUGCUGUCCUUUUGUGUCAGCAUGACCUCAGCUCAGUGGAGAGGUGCAUUCAGGGUGUAUUUUGGGUUUGGUUCAAGGUUCUGGCGCUUUAGGUACAUAACCGCUGGCUUUGGCAUGUUGGGGAGACUGCCCCAAACCAGGAAUCCUAGCCCCAUCAAGGGCAAGGUCUGAGUUUGAGAGUCACCCUAGAAGGAGAGAGAGCCUGCCAUACUCCUACACCAGGCCCCUGGCAGAAGAAUUUGAUCAACUAAGAAUUCAGCCAAAACCAAAUGAACAAACACUGGCUGGACCCAGAGGCCUGGAGUCCAGCCUCACCCCCAUGUAGGAGCCCUUUCUUUGGCCCUCUGGCCCCCUUGAGCUCAGUGAAUCCCUAUCAGGCGCCCACAGCUCCGGCUGCAAAUUCUAUAUGUAGAGAUAGAUUUUAUUAUAGAUAUUUUUGGAAAGGAAUCAGUCUAUGCAAUGCCAGUUUGGAAUCUUCUUGAAAGACAGUUUAAUGUUUUUACUAGGAGAUUUAAAGAAAAUAAAGGUCUACAGUAUUUUUAGGUCUUUUUUUCCUGGUCACUCUACAAAUUGACCAUAAGACAUGAUCAGCCAGGAUGGAGAAUGUCCACGUUUUCCUCUAUUUAGGGAGAUGAGCAGAGAGAUGAGGGAGGGGCAUCGUUUGUCUUUUUUAUUUUUAUUUUAUUUUUUUUUAAUUCCCCUCCUUUCUAACAGAAUGCUGCCACCACUGCCCCCCAGAUUCAGCGGGCUAUUUGUAUCUCUGUCUCCAGCUUCUAUUGUAGAAAAUAACAUUGUACGGGGAAAUCAGUGUAGUGUCUUGGUUUGGGAAAAAAAUUAAAUGUUGUGGUUUUUGUUUUGGUA
Choloepus didactylus (southern two-toed sloth) is the source of this 3948-nucleotide messenger RNA. Its product is annotated as protein FAM102A-like. Lineage: Eukaryota; Metazoa; Chordata; Mammalia; Pilosa; Megalonychidae. The coding region runs from base 16 to 1197 and encodes 393 amino acids. The transcript is spliced from 10 exons. The record is from RefSeq and is a predicted model, not a curated record.